GCGGCCGGAUAGUCGUUAUAUCGACGUAUAGGCGGAUAUGGUGGAGGACCCCCCAGAGGAGAUCGUCGAUGCAGAUGUCAUCCCUGCAGACGUGGGCGAGGAGGAGUGGGAGAACAUGGAUCAGGUUAACCGUUGCAAGGAUGGUCGUAACUGGAUCACAUCUGUAUCGGCGGAUGAUUGUGUGACAGAUGAUGUGUCCCCAUGGCAAGAUGCGGUUUGGAUGCACCGAGAAACGAUGGAGCAUGAGCAAGUGGAUAGGGGUAGAGGGAAGGUGGUCGCAGAGGACUAUUUCCAGACAGUGAGGACCCUCCGAAGUAGGGUGGGAGGUCAUGUUGAUGUGGAGGGUCUAUUGGCGAGAGAAGAUGCACAGGAAGAGGACAUCGAGCACGACCACGAGGACAUCCUUGCGUCAACUUCACAUCCACAGGCGACAGAGAUAGGGUCAUCAGGCGCCGCGACAUCACAUCGCCUCGUUCGUCCAGAGUCUUCUCAUCAUGCGGGGCCAGUCACUGUCGAUUCCACAGGUCUGGAGGCAUAUGCUUCUGCCACGACAGGUUCUCCUGCUUGCACCGACAAUGUGCGCAAGACUAACGGGUCUUCAAAGACUGUCGUGGACAAUGUUGCGGUGCACGAGGCAGAGCAGAGGCUGCAGGAUAGCGUGGGUGAUCAGGCGCCGCAACAUCACAUCGCCUCGUUCGUCCAGAGUCUUCUCAUCAUGCGGGGCCAGUCACUGUCGAUUCCACAGGUCUGGAGGCACAUGCUUCUGCCACGACAGGUUCUCCUGCUUGCACCGACAAUGUGCGCAAGACUAACGGGUCUUCAAAGGCUGUCGUGGACAAUGUUGAAGUGCACGAGAGUGUCUGGGGUUAAACAGACUGUCGUGCAGACGGUGGACGAGGUAGUACAAGACUUGACGGGCCAGAGGGUUGAGCAGAGGGUGGAUCAUAGCGCAGAUCGAAGAUUGGACGAAAGAGCACACCCGUCGGACAGGGAGGGCAGUCGUCCCAUGGUCGUGCAGACUGUAGAGCAACGUGUGGGGGUGGGUUUGGCCGUGACUGUGGAGCAGAGGGCGGAGCAAAGGGUACAUCCAUGUGCUGCCUUAGGUGUAAAUCCUAGGGUGGAGCAGAGGGUGGAAGUUAGGGUGAAUGUUGUUGUGGAGCACCACAUGGACCAGGGGAGAUUAGGCAUCGUACGCAUGAGAGUGGGCGAGAGGAUUGACGAGAGUGUCAUCGGAGCUGAGGGCGAUGUCAUGGUGGAGGAGAGGAUAGAGGAUAGGGAUAGGGAACCCCCGCAAGAGAGUAGUGCGCAAGACAUUGCACUCACCGGAGCUUCGUUCUACGGAAUUUCCCCGCUACCCCCACGUGCUGCACAGUCCUCUCAGAGAGAGAGCCAGAAAACCUCUUCUCACGUGGUGGACGAUGAUCCUGAUGGUGAUGAUCAGGGCAACACAUCGGAUGAGAUGUCCGACAGCGACUACGCGGACGAGACUUGUCAGAGGGGUCAGGCUGAGGGAGGAGAUGAUGACAGCUCCGACGGCACUGCCGAGGUGGCAGACUAGAGGGUUGUGGUGUUAUCUAGUCCAUCCUUCUACGUGCAUUGAGAAUUGUCCGAGUUGUGGCAUA
Molecule: messenger RNA, 1622 nt
Organism: Chara braunii
Lineage: Eukaryota; Viridiplantae; Streptophyta; Charophyceae; Charales; Characeae
Source: the annotation of a GenBank genome assembly